Messenger RNA from Physeter macrocephalus (sperm whale), 6217 nucleotides. RefSeq names its product periplakin (gene PPL). The transcript is spliced from 22 exons. Gene Ontology annotation, cellular component: cytoskeleton; intermediate filament; cytoplasm. Gene Ontology annotation, molecular function: cadherin binding; structural molecule activity. The coding region runs from base 94 to 5364 and encodes 1756 amino acids. The record is from RefSeq and is a predicted model, not a curated record. Gene Ontology annotation, biological process: wound healing; intermediate filament cytoskeleton organization. Lineage: Eukaryota; Metazoa; Chordata; Mammalia; Artiodactyla; Physeteridae.
GCCUGCCCCUUGGUGCGCUCCGGGGCCUCCGCAGCCCAGUGCCCAGCCCGGCGCCGCGACCCGACGUCCCACCCGCCCACCCUGAGCGCCACCAUGAACUCGCUCUUCAAGAAGAGAAACAAAGGCAAAUACAGCCCCACGGUUCGGACCCGCAGCGUCUCUAACAAGGAGCUGUCAGAGCUGAUUGAGCAGCUGCAGAAGAAUGCUGACCAGGUGGAGAGGAACAUCGUGAGCACGGAGGCAAAGCUGCAGAGCGACCUGGCCCGGCUGCAGGAGGGCCGGCAGCCGGAGCACCGGGACUCGACCCUGCAGAAGGUUUCAGACUCAGAGAAGCUGCUGUAUGUGCUGGAGGCGGACGCAGCCAUCGCCAAGCACAUGAAGCACCCCCAGGGGGACAUGAUCGCCGAGGACAUCUGUCAGCUGAAGGAGCGUGUGACCAACCUCCGCAGGAAACACAAGCAGGUCUACAACCUGUCAGUGAAGGAGGUGGACCCGCAGGUCAACUGGGAGGCGCUGGUGGAGGAAAAGCUGGACAAGCUGAGCAGCCAGAGCUUCGGGUCGGACCUGCCGCUGGUGGACCACCAGGUGGAGCAGCACAACAUCUUCCACAAUGAAGUCAAGGCCAUCAGGCCCCACCUGACCAAGGACGGGGGCAAGGAGCAGAACAGCGAACUCCAGGCCAAGUACCAGAAACUGCUGGCGGCAUCUCAGGCACGGCAGCAGCACCUGAGCUCGCUGCAGGACUACAUGCAGCGCUGCACCAAUGAGCUAUACUGGCUGGACCAGCAGGCCCAGAGCCGCAUGCAGUACGACUGGAGUGACUGCAACCUCGACUACCCCAGCCGCCGGCGCCAGUACGAGAAUUUCAUCAACCGGAACCUGGAGGCCAAAGAGGAGAGAAUUAACAAGCUGCACAGCGAGGGUGACCAGCUGCUCGCCGCCAAGCACCCCGGAAGGAACUCCAUUGAGGCUCACAUGGAGGCUGUGCAUGCAGAUUGGAAGGAGUACCUGAACCUGCUCAUCUGUGAGGAGAGCCAUCUGAAGUACAUGGAAGACUACCACCAGUUCCACAAAGACAUGAAGGAUGCCCAGGAGCUGCUGUGCAAGGUGGACUCAGACCUGAACCAGAAAUACAGCCCCAACUUCAAAGACCAAUACCAGAUUGAGUUGAUGCUGCGGGAGCUGGACGACCAGGAGAAGGCUCUGGACAAGUACGAGCAUGAGGUGCGGGGCCUGCAGAAGCGAGGGCAGCAGGUGGUACCCCUCAAGUACCGCCGGGAGACGCCAUUCAAGCCCAUCCCCGUGGAGGCACUCUGUGACUUUGAGAGUGACCAGGGCCUAAUCUCUCGGGGCUACAGCUACACCCUGCAGAGGAACAACGGGGAGAGCUGGGACCUCACGGACAGCGCAGGGAAUGAGCUGACUGCCCCGGCUGUCUGCUUCAUGAUCCCUCCCACCGACCCCGAGGCCCUGGCUCUGGCCGACAGCCUGGGCAGCCAGUACCAGAGCCUGCGGCAGAAGGCAGCUGGGAGCAGAAGGGCGCUCCAGCAGCGGCAUGAGGUGCUGAAGGCAGAGAACUCUGGAGAUGACUCUGACCUGCAGGGCCGGCAGCUGCUGGCCGGCUUGGACAAGGUGGCCAGCGACCUGGACCGGCAGGAGAAGGCCAUCACAGGGAUCCUGCGGCCGCCGCUGGAGCAGGGCCGGGCCGUGCAGGACAGUGCUGAGCGGGCCAAGGACCUCAAGAACAUCACCAACGAGCUGCUGCGCAUCGAGCCCGAGAAGGCGAGCAGCACGGCCGAGGGCGAGGCAUUCAUGCAGGCCCUCCCGGGCAGUGGCAGUGCGGCCCUGCUGAGGACGCGGGUGGAGGACACCCAGCGCAGAUACGAGCGCCUGGUGCAGCUGCUGGACGCGGCUCAGGAGAAGGUUGACAUCGCCAACCGCCUGGAGAAGAGCCUGCAGCAGGGCCGGGAGGUGCUGGCCUCAUACGAAAACCAGCUGGCCCAGGAGGACACGGUGCCCAAGAGUGGCCACGCCCUGGACAGCAAGAGGCAGGAGCUGGCGGCCAUGGCCUCCGAGCUGCAGGCCCGGCAGGCCCUCCUCAGUGAGGUGAAGCAGAAUCUGCAGGCCGCCAAGCAGUGCUCUGGCUCGCUGGCCAGCCGCUUCCAGGAGCACUGCCCGGACCUGGAGCGCCAGGAGGCCGAGGUGCACAAGCUGCACCAGCGCUUUGACAACCUCUGCCAGCAGGUGGAGCUCAGGGUCCAGAGCCUGCAGAGCACCCGGGCUGCUCACGACGCCUUCUGUAGUGGCCGCGACCGCCUGCUGCAGUUCCUGUCCCACAUCCCCAGCUACGAGCCCCAGGAGACAGACGGCCUCGGCCAGAUGGAGACCAAGCUGAACAACCAGAAGAACCUGCUAGAUGAGAUAGCAAGAAGGGAAGAGGAAGUACAGAAAGUCUACGCCCACUCCCAGCAGUACCAGCAAGCUGUCAAGGACUACGAGUUGGAAGCAGAGAAACUCAGGUCCCUCCUUGACUUGGAGAAUGGAAGAAGCAGCCACAUGAGCAAGAGGGCCAGGCUCCAGUCCCCUGCCGCCAAAGUGAGGGAAGAGGAAACGGCUCUUGCUGCCAAGUUCACGGAAGUUAAUGCCAUCAACAGACAGAGGCUGCAGAAUCUGGAGUUUGCUCUGAAUCUCCUGAGACAGCAGCCUGAGGCAGGCAUGAGCCAUGAGGCCCUGCCCGGGAGCCAGCCGGGCUCCGGAGCAGAGGAGACGUGGAAGAUUCAGAAGGAGCUGGACAAGGAGGCGGAGCGGAGGCAGCAGCUGGAGAAUGAGGUCAGGAGCGCCCAGGAGGAGAUCCAGACCCUGCAGAACCAGAGCCCACAGGAAGCGGUGGUGAGGAAGGAGGUGCUCAAGAAGGUGCCAGACCCCACGCUGGAGGAGAGCUUCCAGAAGACGCAGCAGACCCUGGUGGAGGAGCAGCGCAAGAACCGGCUGCUGCAGGAGGAGCUGGAGGCACUGCAGCUGCGGCUGCGCGCGCUGGAGCAGGAGGCCAGGGACGGGGUGCAGGAGUACAUGGUCAAGGAGGUUCUGCGCAUCGAGCCGGACCAAACCCAGGUCAGCGAGGUCCUGAGGUUGCAGGAGGAGCUGGAGGAGCUGCGGCGGCAGAAGGGCACCCAGGAGGCAGAGGCGCUCCUCCUGCAGCAGCGCAUCGCAGCCCUGGCCCAGGAGAAGAACCAGGUGCGGGAGAAGGUCACCGAGAAGGAGGUGGUGAAACUGCAGAAUGACCCCCAGCUGGAGGCAGAGUUCCGGAAGCUGCAGGAGGACCAGCAGCGGGAGCAGCAGCUCAGGGAGAAGCAGGAGGAGGAGCUGAGCUUCCUCCAGGACAAGCUGAAGAGGCUGGAGAAGGAGCGGGCCAUGGCCGAGAGCAAGAUCACCAUCAAGGAGGUGCUCAAGGUGGAAAAGGAUGUGGCAACCGAGAGGGAGGUGGGUGACCUCAAACGCCAGUAUGAGGAUGAGGCCGCCAAGGCUCGUGCCUACAAGAGGGAGAAAACAGGGCUGCUCCGAAAGAUCUGGGCCUUGGAGGAGGAAAAUGCCAAAGUGGUCGUGCAGGAGAAAGUGCGGGAGAUCGUCCGACCAGACCCCAAGGCGGAGAGUGAGGUGGCCAACCUCCGCCUGGAGCUGGUCGAGCAGGAGUGCAAGUACCGGGGGGCCGAGGAGCAGCUGAAGAGCUACCAGAGCGAGCUGGAGGUGCUCCGGAGGCGGGGCCCCCAGGUGGAGGUCAAGGAGGUGACAAAGGAGAUCAUCAAGUACAAGACUGACCCCGAGAUGGAGAAAGAGCUUCAGAGGCUCAGGGAGGAGAUCAUCGACAAGACCAGACUCAUCGAAAGGUGUGACCUGGAGAUCUACCAGCUGAAGCAGGAGAUCCAGUCCCUGAAAGAGGCCAAACCCCAGGUGCAGACCAAGGAGGUGGUCCAGGAGAUCUUGCAGUUCCAGGAAGACCCCCAGACCAAAGAGGAAGUGGAGUCUCUGAGGGCCCAGCUGUCAGAGGAACAGAAGAAGCAAGUGGAUCUGGAAAGAGAGAGGGCGUCCCAGGAGGAGAAAAUCAAACAGAAGGAGGAGGAGCUUUCCCAGGUGAAGGAGAAGAUGGUCCAGCAGGAGGUCGUCAGGUACGAGGAGGACCCGGGCCUGCAGGCCGAGGUGAACGCCUUCACCGAGAGCAUCGACGCGGAGCUGCAGCAGAUCGAUGGCCUCCGCGGGGAGUUGCAGCAGCUACAGUGCAGGCGAGCGGAGCUGGAGCGCCAGCUGAAGGAGCUGGAGCAUGAGCGGCAGACACGCAGGGAGGCUGAGCUGGAGGUGCAGCACCUGAAGCAGCGGCUGGCCCAGCUGGAGGAGGAGGGUGAGGCCCGGGAAAAGGUGACCCUCAAGCAGAAGGUGGUGCUGCAGCAGGACCCCCAGCAGGCCCGGGAGCACACCCUGCUCACGCUGCAGCUGGAGGAAGAGCGGCACCGGCGGCAGGUCCUGGAGCGUGAGCUCGAGACCCUGAAGAAAAAGCUGGAGCACCUGGAGAAGAUGGAGGUCAAGGAGAAGGUUGUCUUCUCCAAGAGCAUCCAGGUGGAGAGAGGCGACACCGAGCAGGAGAUUCAGAAGCUAAAGAGCAGCCUGGAGGCGGAGAGCCAGAGCAAGAGGGAGCUGGACGCGGAGGUGAGCCGGCUGGAGGCCAAGCUGUCAGAGCUGGAGUUCUGUAACUCCAAGUCAUCCAAGGAGCUGGAUUUCCUGAGGGAAGAGAACCACAAACUGCAGCUGGAGCAGCAGAGCCUGCAGCUCGAGGCCCACAGGCUCCAGUCUGAAAUCGAGAUGGCGGUGGCGGAGACGCGGGGCCUAAGGAGGAUGCCGGUGGCGGUGGACCCCGGGGCGCAGCUCGACUGCCGCCUCCAGUCCCUGGAGCAGGAGCUGGACGACCUCAGGCAGCUCUCCAGAGACAAAGACCUGGAGAUCGAUGAGCUGCAGCGGCGCCUGGGCUCCAUGGCCAUCAAGCGGGAGCAAAGGGAGAACCACCUGCGGCGCUCCAUCGUGGUCAUCGACCCCGACUCGGGCCGCGAGCUGUCCCCAGAGGAAGCCCACCGGGCCGGCCUCAUCGACUGGAACAUGUUUGUGAAACUCAGGAGCCAGGAGUGCGACUGGGAGGAAAUCUCCGUCAAGGGUCCCAACGGGGAGUCCUCUGUGAUCCAUGACAGGAAGUCUGGCAAGAAGUUCUCCAUCGAAGAGGCCCUGCAGAACAGAAGGCUGACCCCUGCCCAGUACGACCGCUACGUCAACAAGGAUAUGUCCAUCCAGGAGCUGGCCAUCCUGGUGUCCGGGGAGAAGUAGGCAAGGCCCCACCCUCACCUUCCUGGAAGCAGAUGCUGGCUCUCGCCUGCCUAGUACUCUCCUUGGUAUCUUUUCUCCCUGGCCCCGUGCAGCUCCUAAUCCAUGCAGGACCCCGUGUGUCCCCCAGCUGCUCAGAGCACAACCACAAGCAGGACAGGCACCUGCUGAACCGUCAUCCAACCAGCUGAGUGACCUGCUUCAUCUCCCGACGAUGAUUCAAACCCGCAGUGCCCUUCUUCUUUCUCCUUUUCCCACAGUCCCAUAAACAGACUCCUUGUGUGAUACCUGGAAGCAACUGAAAACUACUAAAGCACACGACGACCAACAACUGGGGUGGACAAGCCCGCUCCAUGCAGCACUGGCCUCCACACCCCAGCAGGGGAAACUCUAGGGCAGAAAGGCCUCCCCGCUUCAGCAAAGCAACAGCUCCCCAGGCCUGUGACCUGCAUUCACACCCCUCGGGAUUCUGGCUCAGCCGACUCUUCGUCAGAGGCCUUCUGGGGAGACGGAUCUGGGCUCUAUGCCAGAAAAGGCACAAAGAAACCAGAACAGCAUCUGACCCUGGUGCUCGAAUGAAGCUUAACUGUCAAGCCAGACUGUCCCAAGAAAACGCACCAUCAGGGAACGUUUCAUGUUCUGAAAUCAAAGUACUUUCCUAGUGGACUGCGUUGCUGUCAGCCUUAGAUUCGGUGCCUAGUCCUGCUUAUUAUCUCACUGCCAUUUAGUAAACUCCACAGUUGAUUUUCUACCAAAUUUUGGGUCUUCUGUAUCUCACGUAUUAUGUAAGAAAAUGGGAAGUAAUAGGGAACUCUAUUUAUAGUGCAAAAAUAAACACCUGGUGGCUUGAUUCUAA